Lymnaea stagnalis (great pond snail) is the source of this 7521-nucleotide messenger RNA. The record is from the annotation of a GenBank genome assembly. Lineage: Eukaryota; Metazoa; Mollusca; Gastropoda; Lymnaeidae.
AGAGAACAGCUUGAGAGGGAAAUUUAUGACAUCCUGGAUGAGAUAAUGUCUCUUCUGGGUGCAGUCUCACCCAGUCAGAAAUCUGCAUCGGACACUGACACUCAAUCGGAGGCGGAUGUCAAGGAAAAAGAUGAAGACAGAUCAGAAAAAGUUGAAGAUGAUACAGAAGUUAUCACAGAAGCAGGAAAUGCUUUAGACAGUGCCAGCAGCAUAGAGCGCGGAGACAACCAUUUGCUGUCACCUAAGGCUGACAUUGUGAAUUCCGUGUAUUAUGAUGCACAAAAGCUGACGGCCCCUAGCAACACACCUAUGAGUCGAUCUAUGACAGAGUCUGAAGGCACAAUGACCUGUUAUGAUGAUCUGUAUAUUGAAGAAGAACAAGGUUCAGUCAUAAAUCAGAACAGAGAAGCCCAAUCACAGUUAUCAGAAGACACAGAUAUAUCAAUCAUAGAUAAAGAAACGUCUCUCCAAAAUAACGAUUUCCAGUCAACGAAAACGACUAAAAAUGAAUAUGGAGACAAUAAUGCUCUACACAUUGAUGAAAUAAAAGAACUUUUUUCCGAUGAAAUCAAAACAGACGACAAUGUUAUUGAAGAUACUGCAUCUGGAAGUGACGUAAUGGAAAAAUCAACUUCUCCAAAAACAGAUGUUUCAUCAGAACAGUCAGUGUCAUUCGAUAAAAAUGAGCAAAGAGAGGAUUUGUUUCAGUCAGCUUAUGAAGAAACUCCAAAGAAAUUACAGUCUGAUUUGUAUGAUGAUCAGCUUUACAUGUCAGCUGUACUUUAUACAUCGAGUAAGGGUGUUAUUUCUUCUGUAGAUGAACUAACAACUGUAGGAGAGACUAUCUGUUCAUCUCACACAAAUUUACCAGAUAAAACUGAUACAGCUGAGACACCUAUAGAUGACACAUUGCCUAUAGUGGACACAUCUGAUACAGCUGAGACAUCUGGUGUUGAUGACACAUCUCCUACAUUAGACACAGCUGAAACAGCUGAGACAUCUGCUGUUGAUGACACAUUGCCUAUAUUAGACAGAGCUGAUACAGCUGAGACAUCUGCUGUUGAUGACACAUUGCCUAUAUUAGACACAUCUGAUACAGCUGAGACAUCUGCUGUUGAUGACACAUCUUCUACAUUAGACACAGCAGAAACAGCUGAGACAACUGCUGUUGAUGACACAUUGCAUAUAGUGGACACACCUGGGCUAGUUGAGACAUAUGUUGUAGACGACGCAUUGGCUUUAGUGGGCACACCUGACCAAGCUGAAACAUCAGCAAUUGAUCAAACGUGUGCUUUCACUGGUGAAUACUUUGAGCCGCAAGCGGAACAAACCAAUGAGCAACAAUUCAGGCCAGAAAUGAAUGAAGGGCUGCAAGACUCAUCGUAUAAUCAGACAGAAAAGCCCAUGUUUACAUCAGGUGCAGACACACCUGAAGAUGCCAGAAAUCGGGACCAUACUCCAGAUGAUCUAUAUAAAUCAGCUUUAGUGGACACUGAGCAGAGAUCAGAUUUAAACCAAAGUGAAAAUGACUUUUACACAACAGAAUUAGAUAGGUCGGACAUUUCGCAGACAGAAGAAGAAUUGUUCACAUCAGCUUUCGAGGAAGCCUCGCCGACAUGGCAACAUGAAUAUCAGUCAUCCUACUGUGGCAGUUCGUGGAAUGAUGCGCACAUAGCUCAAGAUCUGAACUAUCGGACCAAAAGUGCAUCACCACCCAAAAUCCAGGUCCCGGAAGUGCGUGUACAGCCGUGUGAUGAAGAAGAGCCAUACGAUCCAUACAGUGAUGAUGUGUACAUUCAGACGGGAGACUCAAGUCAGAUGUCCAGCUCUCAGUGGUACGAUGACGACGUCACAGACUCCAAAAGAUUCCAAAAGGAUGAAAGAGAAGUUACAGAAAUGGACAGCUUUGAAGAUGACUUUGACAUUAUCAAGUACCCAGACGAUGUGGACCUGGAAAACACAAGUACAGGAGACGGUCGUCAGAUUGAGGUUGCGUUAGAAUUUAAAUCAGAAAAACGCUCUGAGACUGUUGGAACAGAGGAGAUAACUGACAUUGACUCAGAACAGUCCGUCUUGUUUCGACUCCAAACCCUGUACUACGUAGACCGACAUGGCAACAGAAUGUUUUCAGAAGAGUUCUCCGAAAAGCAAGAAAUAGAUUUCACUGAAGAGGCCUUGUCCGAAAGUUCCCACAAGGAGCAAAUUGAUGAUGGUUUCGUCAUCGUAGAAGAAGCUGAUAAUGAAAAUGAAACCAGUAAUACAUCGGUUUUUGAAUAUGUGAGAGCCGAUGAUAAAGAGGUUUCACAGCUCGAAAGAGAGUGUUUACCAGACCAGCGCACUAAUGAGCAGAUGCAGGCAAGCUUUGAUGAGAGGCUCAGGGAGUAUUCCCCAGAGCAGCACACUAAUGAGCAGAUGCAGGCAAGCUUUGAUGAGAGGCUCAGAGAGUAUUCACCAGAGCAGCCCACUAAUGGGCAGAUCCAGGCAAGUUUUGAUGAGAGGCUCCGAGAGCAUUCAUCAGAACAACGCACUAAUGAGCGGAUGCAGGCAAGCUUUGAUGAGAGGCUCACUGAUGAGGUGGCUGAAAAUAUUGUCAACGAAGUUUUAGCAUCACAAGAACAGGAAUGCAGAUUCUCUGAGCUCCGCCAAGCUUCUCAACAAAAACACAGCAGCGGCCCAUUAAUAGCGUCAACUGUGGAACGUGCUUGUGAAAAGUUCACGGAAAACGUUCAAAAAGUUUCCCCUGAAACUGAAUCUUACCAACACGUAAAUGAAAAUGUUGAUUUAUUUAAAGAAUCAGAAACUGACCAAUCACAACCAGAGAUCAUAUCGGAUGCUGAUUCAACAUGUCAAAAGGAAACAAAUGAGAUUUCAGAAUCAAAAGACCGUGGAGUGCUUCCGAAUGAAUCCACUGAUGAAACUCAAAUAGUUGUCUCUAAAACUGAUAUUGAUAUGUCAAAAACAAGUCCUGAUGACGAGCUAGGUUUGAACAACCUCUCAAUUGAAGCCAUUGAUGCCUCAUUGUCUGAUAUCGGAAUCCAGCAACAAACAAAAGCUGACGAGGAUGUAUCUGUGCUUAAUCAAGUUCUUGAUAAAAAUGAAAUACUUCCGGAGGAACGUGUUCAGACAUUAAUGACAAACGACAAUGAUUUCAAAACAGAAGACGUUGAAGUCAAGAGCGUCGACCAGCCAGAUGAAUGGGACAGUGCGAACCUUGUCGACACAAACGAUGAUAGUAGCGCGGUCAAUUUUAAGAACAACGAUCCACAUUAUGAAGUUGAAGACUGUCCGGUAUCGCCUGCAGAAAAUAUCGAACCUGAAUUUGCCUCCAUGACAACUUCAGACUCUGAUAUCACGUCCCCAGAUGUGCACGAUUCAAAUUACUGCCUUGACUACUUUGAAAAAUCAUUGGCAGAGGCAAGAGAGAAUUCAGAGAGAGACAGAACGUCAAAAUUGGAUGACAUGUACUCCCGUUCAGAUAGCAUCCCCGGAUCAACAGAAAAAGGAGAUGAAAGAGAAGAUGAGGAUGAAGAAAUGUACACAGAUGAAGACGAUCAAUUCGCCGAUGGCGAUGAUUCCGAUUCGGACUUUGAAACUCCCCAGUACCGAGAGCGAUUGAGAGAUGAGGUCGCAUCCGCCAUCUCAAAGGAAAUCGUCCUCAUGGCAGAAGUCGAGGUGGCCAUGGAAGAUCUCACAAACCCCAAAGAAUCACCAAUGAGUCCUUUGGAUGAACAGUCGUGCUAUGAAGCAUUUGCCAAGUAUGAAUCCUACAGUGAGGGGCGUGAAGAAGAAGCGGCAUCUGAGGAGACAUUUGGCGCAUCACAUUUGUGUGAGCCAAAUGAAAAUCUAAACGUGUCUCCGUACGAACAAACAUUAUCGGAAAUCCCAAAUUUGUCAGAAAGUCAUGAAAAUAUUAGCACUGUUCAAGACGUUGAUAGUAAAACUGAGAUUAAAGCGAAGGACACUGCAGAAGUCCACACUGAACCUAAUGAUAGGCAUAAACGAAUCCCAUCCCUGUAUGAACGAUCCAUGUCAGCCAAACUGUCCAGGGCUAUGAGUGACGACCCCAGCAAAUGGGGCUACGUUUUUGACCAAGACGAAGAUCUAUUUAUAGAUGACGUCAUUGAACAAUUUAAAUCAGAAGGAACACGGGAAGCUACGAUCCCGGUUGAAGAGAGUAAUUCAACGUUACACCAAGAGAAAGAUUAUAAACUGAAAAAUGAUGCCGAAUGUGGUGAAAUCGAGCAGUUAAAAUCAGAAACAGCUUCGAAGCCGUCAAUUCUCGUUGAAGAAGACCUUUCACUUUUAGAUCAGGACGACGUCUCUGAAUCUGAAAAUGACACAGGCGAUGAGAACGAAAUGCCAUGUGAAGACUUUGUGGAAGUGGGAGAUGCAACAACCGAAGGAGCGCUGAAAGAAUCCGAAGAAGAGGGGCACUCACAUGCUGGUUUAGACUUUCCUGAAAAGGCUGAUGUGCAGCACGGGGAAGACUUUUUCCAUGAUGGUGAAGAAACUAGUGAACACAAACUCCGAUUCUCUAAAUCCAAAAGGAGAAGGUUACAACGGAAAAGACUUAAGUUAGCAAUAGAAGCGAGCGACAGUGCUGAUCACACUUCUGACGCCCAUGAUCCAAAUUCUGAAACUGAUGACAUUUCGGCGACGAGAGAAAUUGCCGAAGAGACAGCAGCUAAGCAUACGAGCAGUGGGGCCGUCGAGAAAAGGAAGACAAAAAAGAAGAAGCAAGUCGAACAUCAAGUUUCCUGCAGCACCGACUCCGAGCUUGGACACAGGGAACAAGAUUUUGACUUUGCGGAAGCAAAACAAACUUACCCCAGUUCAACGGCGGCCAUCGGGCACCUAAGCGCCUUUAGUGAGGGGGAAACUCGGGCCAAGAAAAUACAAAGAAAAAAGCACAGAGGGGGAAGUUCCACAGCCGAUGAGCCAUCCAGUGAGCAAAGUAAGGCCCAGGCUACCAGACCAGCACUUCUUAAUUUGCAGGACGGAGCGCAGGCGAAUGAUUCUGGAAAGAGCACUGUGAAAAUAUCCUUGCCGACUGUGCAAAUAAUGGCAGACGACAGUAACGAUUUACGUCCAGUCGAAAAGGAUAAAUCAGAACAUCGCCAAGGCCGUGCCCAUUCGGCAGACAAAAAAGGUGCUGGCAAUGAGGCUGGUCACUUACUCACUUUGGGAGGUCAGAAGCCAAGAGGACGUUCAAGGUCCCCGGCACCACCAAGCCUGAGACGCAUCACAGGACAACCACAGCGAAGACGUCCACGCAAAAAUAUUGUCGUUGUCCCAAACCCUCACCCAUUCUAAACACAGAACGAGUUGACCUGUAUCUGUUGCAGAUCAACAGACAUCAAGUAUAUUAUUAAAUACACACUUGUCAAAGCCCAAAUAAACUCAACGUAAUAAUUUGAUUAUAUAACUCGUGAAUAUCUGAUUCUGUUUUCACCCAGAGGUAUCUGGAAUUUUUCAUACAGGGAAAAAGUAGCCCACUUUAAGGUUGAAAAAAACAACAACACUUGUAUGCAAAAUGGGAGUCGCUUAGUCAAUUAUUUUGUCACGUGAUGUGAGUAAAAACGAGUAAGAUUUCCGGUAUACUGUAUACAACACACUAGUGCUUGACAACAGUAGCCCGCUACACACUACAACUACACUACAUUUCGUCCAAUGAAAAUUAACAAUAAAAUAAACAAAGGGGAAUGACUCCUGCAUCAAUAUUGAAUAAAAACGCAAAUGACGUCAUGAGCACACACGGAGCUCAACAACAUCCUGCCGAUAAUAGUAUUGAUAGUUCCCAUCGAAUAUCACUCACACAUUUUUCUUGAAAUAACUUUCUUCCUUUAAUUAUAACUGACGUAUAUUUAUUGUCACAUGUAUGUAUUUCAUUUAAAAAACGCUUGUAUUCCAUAAUAUUACGAAAGGUAAAAUUUUUAAUUAACAUGACAUUGGGGAAGCACUGAUGAAGUAUCUUUUGUUGUGUGUAGCAGCCUAGUGAUGGCUUACUCACAUCACGUGACCAAACAAGGAAGUGACUAAGCGACUCCCAUUACUACUUACAUUACACCUUAUGAAAGAUGACUCUUGCAUGCAUUCUAUUAGUUGAUAAGAUCGGGUGAUUUCCUGAACUCUCAGAAAGUAGAUUUUUAACUUGUUUUUUCCAAGCCUUUAGCCACCUUAAAAAAAAACAAGCUUAUUGACAAUAAUUUCCAUGCAUGUUAUUAAAAAACAAACAUAAAUGUCACAUUACACAUUAUUUAUCAUAGCAUGAAGGCAAGUUUAUCACAUUGAUAUCAUGGAAAAUGAUUUUAAUAAUAUUUAGCCAGAUUAGUUAAAACAUAUUUUUAAAGUUUUAAAUGAAUGCUUUAGUAAUAUGUGUAACUUUUCUUCGUGUAUCGUCUUCCUUUGUGAAGAUUGCUGUUUUGUUUCGUUGCGUGAUAUUUACAUGUUCUUUGUUUUUUAAAUGUAAAAUAAAGGGGAUAUAAUGUAUGCUAUUCAGAGCAUUGGUGUAACGCAUUUCUUUCUUAAAAAAAAAAAAGGAAGUCAAACGUAUUUUUAAAAAAAUCAGUGACUUCGACUUUAAUCAUUUUUUUUGUCAUAUAUAUUUGCUUGUUUGCAGUGGCGUAGGCCUACUUUAAAUAUUUAUUUGUUCCCCAUUCUAUAUGCCUUAUUAUAAUCUAUCUCUUUGAAAAAAAUCCAUUUGACAUGAAGUGCUUUGUGUUUAAAGUUUUAAAUUAUUUAUAUUAAAUUUUAAAAAAAAUAUUGAGCACGGAAAAUGAAAUAUCUAUUAAAAAUGUUACUCUAUAUUUAUUGAGGGUAAAUUGUAUGCAAUAACUUUUGAAUAACUUAACGUGCAAAAUGUUGUUUGUUUGCAUGGGGUAUUUGAGACCACGGAGGCCAUACAGCAUUUAUGCAGAUUUUUUAAAUUAUCUAUUGUCAUUUAUAUAUCAUUGAUGUACAUUGUCAUUAAAUUUAUAGAGUGUCUCAUAAAAUAUAUAGGCUACUAUACUAUACAAACACAUUUAAACCACAUUGAUUUUAAUACAACAAUUUUAUAAAGGAACUAUUAUCUUGCUAGAUAGAAUAAUUCUGUUUUCUCAGUAUCUGGGUAAUGUUGGAACAAAUAAUUUUAUUUAAAUAAUAAGGGGCCAAACCAAUAACUUUUUUUUCCCUUCAAAAGGUUGUAAAAUUGUUUAUCCUUAUAAAUAAAACUGGCAAUAUAUAUUCACAUAACAUUACCCAUGAUACCUCGACAAACUUGAACUUAUUUAUUUUUGCGUAUAUUUACAAACACAAGAGUGUAGUUGUCUUUCAUGAUGCAAUUAUUCAUUAAUGUACAUCCAACCCAAACAACUUCUUGUGUUAACACUUUGCUUUCAAAAGAAAGUUAAGAUUUUUUAAGUCUUUCAAAAUAGAAAAAAACUACACCAUAUCUUUCAAAAACAAUAUUUAUUCUAAUGUUGAAACUCGUCAUAUCCCCUAUCUCUAGUCUAUUUUUAAUUAUCUUGUUACAAUUUUUAC